CGCUGCUGAGAGGGAGCCUCGCACGGCCUGGAGUGGCGUACCGUGCCGGUGGCCGGCCUUGUUCUCCAUGACGGCCGGCUACAACCGACUGCCCCGGAUGACAACUAGCCGCAGGAGCCCCCAACCCAGUCGCCGCCUGAAGCAGCGCUCGCGUCUGCAGCGACCAUAAGGCCGGGCUGCGGGAGGAAUCUGUUCGCCGGCACCGUCUCUCUACUUGUCAGCGGAGGCAGCUGCCGCAGCCCGCUCUUACAGGAGGGAGACGGGAGGGAGGACCCCUCGGCUGUGCCUGCCGAGCGGAGCUGCGGCCUUCCUGAUUCAGUUACUCCCACUGCCUGUUGAGAGGUUUGGUUUAUGUGGCUUCUGCAGAAAGGAAGCACGCGUCGCCUCUGAAGUGGUAUCGUAUCCCCAGUGGAGAGAGAGAUUGUGUGCUGCACUCGUAAACAGUUACGUACAAAGACUGAAUGUUUGUGUGAUAAUGUGCACAUUCGAGCUGAAGAUGCCUCACUUGGUAGUCACAGUACCACUGGGAAGAUGAGUGGCCAAAUGCGACCUGACUCGGAAAAACCGAAGGACCCAUCAAGCGAGUAUGAUGUUGAUUGCAGUCUGACCGUCAGCAGUGUGUGCUUACAGUGCUGCUGUUCAGGAUGAAUAGGAAGAAAGGAGACAAAGGAUUUGAGAGCCCAAGGCCAUAUAAAUUAACUCACCAGGUAGUUUGUAUCAACAACAUAAAUUUUCAGAGAAAGUCUGUUGUAGGUUAUGUGGAACUUACAAUAUUUCCCACAGUUGCAAACCUGAAUAGAAUCAAACUGAACAGUAAACAGUGCCGGAUUUACAGAGUAAGAGUCAACGACUUAGAAGCUGCUUUCAUCUAUAAUGAUCCAACACUGGAGGUUUGUCACCACGAAUCAAAGCAGAGGAAUCUCAACUAUUUUUCCAAUGCCUAUGCUGCUGCAGUCAGUGCUGUGGACCCAGAUGCUGGAAAUGGAGAACUGUGCAUUAAAGUUCCCUCAGAGCUAUGGAAACAUGUCGAUGAGUUAAAAGUCCUGAAAGUGCAUAUAAACUUCUCUCUGGACCAGCCAAAAGGAGGCCUUCACUUUGUGGUACCCAACAUGGAGGGCAGCAUGGCAGAAAGAGGGGCUCAUGUCUUUUCAUGUGGUUAUCAAAAUUCUACAAGGUUUUGGUUUCCUUGUGUUGAUUCCUAUUCUGAGUUGUGCACUUGGAAACUUGAGUAUACUGUAGAUGCUGCAAUGGUGGCUGUUUCGAAUGGAGAUUUGGUGGAAACUGUAUAUACCCAUGAUAUGAGAAAGAAGACUUUUCAUUACAUGCUGACUAUUCCAACUGCAGCUUCAAACAUCUCCUUGGCAAUAGGACCUUUUGAAAUCCUUGUUGAUCCAUACAUGCAUGAGGUGACUCACUUUUGCUUACCACAACUUCUCCCAUUGCUCAAACAUACCACAUCAUACCUUCAUGAGGUGUUUGAAUUUUAUGAGGAGAUUCUUACCUGCCGCUAUCCAUACUCCUGUUUUAAGACUGUUUUUAUAGAUGAAGCUUAUGUUGAAGUAGCUGCUUAUGCAUCCAUGAGUAUUUUCAGCACAAAUCUCUUGCACAGUGCAAUGAUUAUAGAUGAAACUCCACUGACAAGGAGGUGUCUAGCACAGGCCCUGGCACAGCAGUUCUUUGGAUGUUUUAUAUCCCGAAUGUCCUGGUCAGAUGAAUGGGUGCUAAAGGGAAUCUCUGGUUAUAUUUAUGGUCUUUGGAUGAAAAAAACCUUUGGUGUUAAUGAGUAUCGUCACUGGAUUAAACAGGAGUUAGAUCAAAUAGUGGCAUAUGAACUGAAGACUGGUGGAGUUCUUCUGCAUCCAAUAUUUGGAGGAGGAAAAGAGAAAGACAACCCUGCAUCACAUUUGCAUUUUUCUAUCAAACACCCUCACACACUUUCCUGGGAAUAUUACACUAUGUUCCAGUGUAAAGCACAUCUUGUUAUGAGACUGAUUGAGAACAGGAUUAGCAUGGAGUUCAUGUUACAGGUUUUCAACAAGUUGUUGAGUCUGGCCAGCACUGCUUCAUCUCAGAAGUUCCAGUCACACAUGUGGAGUCAGAUGCUGGUUUCCACAUCUGGGUUUUUGAAAUCUAUCUCCAAUGUCUCUGGCAAAGACAUCCAACCUUUAAUAAAGCAGUGGGUGGACCAGAGUGGAGUGGUGAAAUUUUAUGGUAGCUUUGCAUUUAAUAGAAAACGCAAUGUGUUGGAAUUGGAAAUAAAACAAGACUACACAUCUCCUGGGACACAGAAAUAUGUGGGUCCUCUUAAAGUGACAGUGCAAGAACUUGAUGGAUCAUUCAACCAUACCCUGCAGAUUGAAGAAAAUAGUCUUAAACAUGACAUACCUUGCCAUUCUAAAAGCAGAAGAAAUAAGAAGAAAAAGAUUCCACUGAUGAAUGGAGAAGAGGUGGACAUGGACCUUUCUGCUAUGGACGCUGAUUCCCCUUUGCUCUGGAUAAGAAUAGACCCUGAUAUGUCAGUACUGAGGAAGGUGGAAUUUGAACAGUCUGAUUUCAUGUGGCAGUAUCAGCUUCGAUAUGAGAGAGAUGUGGUUGCACAGGAAGAAGCCAUUCUGGCACUGGAAAAGUUCCCUACCCCAGCAUCACGGCUUGCACUGACCGAUAUACUAGAGCAGGAACAAUGCUUCUACAGAGUGAGAAUGCUGGCCUGCUUCUGCCUUGCAAAGAUUGCAAAUUCCAUGGUGAGUACAUGGACAGGACCACCAGCCAUGAAGUCACUCUUUACCCGAAUGUUUUGUUGUAAGACCUGUCCAAACAUUGUGAAGACCAACAACUUCAUGAACUUUCAAAGCUACUUUCUGCAAAAGACUAUGCCUGUUGCCAUGGCCCUUCUGAGAGAUGUUCAUAACCUCUGUCCUAAGGAGGUUUUAAUGUUUAUUUUGGAUUUGAUCAAGUAUAACGAUAACAGGAAGAAUAAGUUUUCAGACAACUACUACCGUGCUGAGCUGAUCGAUGCCCUAGCCAACUCUGUAACUCCUGCAGUCAGUGUGAACAAUGAAGUUCGAACACUGGAUAACUUGAAUCCUGACGUUCGACUUAUUCUUGAGGAAAUAACUCGUUUCCUAAACAUGGAGAAGCUUCUUCCCAGCUACAGGCAUACCAUUACAGUCAGCUGUUUAAAAGCUAUUCGAGUGCUUCAGAAGAAUGGUCAUGUCCCAAGCGAUCCUGCUCUCUUCAAGUCAUAUGCAGAAUAUGGACACUUUGUAGAUGUCCGAAUAGCAGCAUUGGAGGCUGUUGUUGAUUAUACAAAAGUUGAUAGGAGCUAUGAAGAACUACAGUGGCUGCUUACUAUGGUCCAGAAUGAUCCUGUACCAUACAUAAGGCAUAAGAUUCUGGAUAUGCUGACUAAGAAUCCACCUUUUACCAAGAACAUGGAGUCCCCUUUAUGUAGUGAAGCUUUGGUAGAUCAGCUUUGGAAACUAAUGAAUUCAGGAACUUCACAUGACUGGAGAUUGCGAUGUGGUGCUGUGGACCUCUAUUUCACACUUUUUGGCCUCAGCAGGCCAUCUUGUUUACCAUUACCAGAGCUUGGACUUGUUCUGAAUCUCAAAGAAAAGAAGGCUGUUCUUAAUCCAACGAUUAUCCCUGAAUCAGUUGCAAAUAAUCAGGAACCUGUGAAUAUUGCUAACAAUCAUGGACAGUCAGUAGGAUUUCAGAACACCGAGGAUGAUCAUCUUAUUAAGGAAACAGCAUCCAGCAUUUCUGGUCAUCAGCAGGGGGUGAAGAGGAAGGCUGAUAUGCCACUCGGGUCUCCAUUGGAGCCAGGGCAAAUACUAGAGAAGAAUGAAGACAGUAAAGUCAAACUCAAAAUCAGAUUCUCAAACUCUCAAGAAGAGGAGGAAAUUGAUAUGGACACAGUUCAUGACAGUCAAGCCUUUAUUUACCACCAUUUGAAUAUGCUGGAGAGACCAUCCACACCAGGUAAAGAACAGUCUUCAGGAGAUAUAAGCAUGCAUCCUGUCUCUGCAGCUCCACUCUCUGUAUAUAGUAAAGAAACAAACUCCUCAAAACAUAGUGACCACCAUCAUCACCACCACCACGAGCACAAGAAAAAGAAGAAGAAACACAAGCAUAAGCACAAGCAUAAACAUAAACAUGAUAAUAAGGAAAAGGAAAAGGAUCCCUUUGCUUUCUCUAACAGUCCAGCCAGUGCGCGAUCAAUCCGUUCCCCAUCACUUUCAGACUGAUAGCAGUGGCUUCUCUGGAGUUACCUUGCAAUGUUCUCUGAAUACUUAGAAGGAUGUAUAUAACCAUAACUUCUAUCUUUUUUGAUGGAAAUAAGAAGAUGUCAAUUGCCUUAGCAAUUCAGAAGCUCUGUCACUGUUCUUAAGCCUUCUAUUUGCAGAUGCAGUUGUUGAAAUAAUCUGAUUGAAAAAACACGUUUGAUGAUUCUGAGUCAUUUUGUGUUUCACUGUCCUACACACCUCCCACUCUUUCUUCCAUUUUAAACAAAGCAAGCAGCUCUUUAUGUAAGAGCCCCAUGUCCACUGGCAACCCCCUGCACAUCAUGCUGACCAUGUGCACUGCCAGAACCAAUUAUGUUUUAAUCCUGUGAAGAAUGUUACGAGGCAGAGUACCUUUUAAUCAGAAGAAGCCAAUUGCCAGACCUCUGGUGGAGCGCUGUUUCCAGGCUGGUAUUGCAUAACCGAGCGUAGAGCUCCCGAGAAGACGGAUUUGCUGCAGUCUUCAGUUGACCUGUUCCUUGCUGUAACCAUUGCAGUGUAACAUCAGGAUGUUAAGAACAGUACAUAGAACGUUUUGCCUUUAUUUU
Dryobates pubescens (Downy woodpecker) is the source of this 4831-nucleotide messenger RNA. RefSeq names its product TATA-box binding protein associated factor 2 (gene TAF2). Gene Ontology annotation, molecular function: transcription cis-regulatory region binding; chromatin binding; RNA polymerase II general transcription initiation factor activity. The record is from RefSeq and is a predicted model, not a curated record. Gene Ontology annotation, biological process: transcription initiation at RNA polymerase II promoter. Lineage: Eukaryota; Metazoa; Chordata; Aves; Piciformes; Picidae. The coding region runs from base 645 to 4247 and encodes 1200 amino acids. The transcript is spliced from 26 exons. Gene Ontology annotation, cellular component: transcription factor TFIID complex.